Molecule: messenger RNA, 2744 nt
Organism: Vespa velutina
Lineage: Eukaryota; Metazoa; Arthropoda; Insecta; Hymenoptera; Vespidae
Product: protein hunchback-like
Exons: 5
Coding region: 681-2675 (664 amino acids)
Biological process (GO): regulation of transcription by RNA polymerase II
Cellular component (GO): nucleus
Molecular function (GO): DNA-binding transcription factor activity, RNA polymerase II-specific; RNA polymerase II transcription regulatory region sequence-specific DNA binding
Source: RefSeq, a predicted model, not a curated record
AUCUUAGAAGUGCGAGCUUGUAGUAAAGAGAGCAGAAAGUAAAGAAGAAAAGUAAAAAAAAAAAGGAAAUCGAGUAUGUGCUUAUGUGUGUGAGUGUAUACGAAUCUGUGUAAUAGUAUUUCAUGUAAUAAAGGCAAAACUACUAUAGUGAUUUUCAAAGGGAAAUUGAUGACCUCUGUGUUUCUCUCGUUUUGUAUAUCUUCGUUGGUGCUAAGAAAGAGAAAGAGGAGAAGAAGAAGAAGAAGAAGAAGAAGAAGAAGACGAAGAAGAAGACGAAGAAGAAGAAGAAGAAGAAGAAGAAGAAGAAGAAUAAGAGAGAGAAAGAUGAAUAGUAACAAAUUAUUCGAUUAAGGAUUCCCUUAUAGCGAAAGUGAAAGAAUACCAAGUAUUAUAUCGCAAAGGAAUGUUAGUUGUAUUUUACUUCUUUAACUUUCUUUUGUUUUAUUUUUUUCUGCGAUCCUUAAACCGAAAAAUACCAUCAUCAAUCUGAUCACAAGAAUUUCUUUUUGAAGAAUUCUAAAUCCGACGGAAUUUCUUCUUAACGUCUUGUUUCGCCAAAUUUCAAGUUAUCUACGUUUAGAAAUCAAAAGAACAUUUAGAAAAACAGAACAAAAAUAAUGUAAAGGACAAUGACACUCGAGUAAAAGUCAAAGGCAGAAUAUUUCGACCUGAAAAUUAAAAUGAGAGGAAAUUGCAAAAAAGCAGAAUUUGUCGUACGGGAGUCGAAUCAACAGCAACAGCAACAACAACAGCAACAGCAACAGCAACAAGAAAUCAUCAGGGACGAACAACAUCCCCACCAUUCUUCAAUCACGCCCGGUUGGGUUAAUACAGACAGAACUGUGAAAGAGGAACCGGUUGAAGACAAAAACGACGAUUCGGGGAUGUCACCAGGAGAUUACACAAGUAAUUCAACGUCUCCUAUGAGCGGAGGAUCUUUUUCAGCACCAAAUUGCAGCUUAUCGCCUGAAAGUUCAACUUCGCAGGAUUCGAAUAAUAUCCAAUCUAAUAAUUCAGAUUAUAGUCCACAACAAAUGUUUAAUGAGUGUAGAGUACCUGGAGAAUUCAAUCAACACGGACAGAUCAAUGAUUCUCAAAUGGCCAUGAAUGUUGCUUCUGAUGCUGUUAAGUCUACCUCCGAUAAUGGAGAUGCAUUACAAUGUCCCAUUUGUGGCACAAUAAGUUUAAAUAAAUCAAGUUUUUCGGAACAUCUGUCUAAUCAUUACGGCAAUAGGGCGGAAAUGCGAGAUAACGGAAAUAAUGAAUCGACUGACAUAAGCGUUCCCGGACCAUCUCGAGAGGGCAACAGUCAAACUUCACCGAAUCUUGGAGAAAGAUCGGAAGUUGAAGAAUCUGAGGAACCUGGACUUCGAGUACCGCGAGUGAACUCACAAGGAAGAGUAAAAACUUUCCGGUGCAAACAAUGUCAGUUCGUCGCUCUAACGAAACUUGAAUUUUGGGAACAUAGCCGUAGACAUAUAAAAGCGGAGAAAUUAUUAACUUGCCCAAAGUGUCCAUUUGUUACAGAAUAUAAACAUCACUUAGAGUAUCAUUUGAGAAAUCAUUUUGGUUCGAAACCGUUUAAAUGCGAUAAGUGUUCUUAUUCUUGUGUGAACAAAUCAAUGCUUAAUAGUCAUUUAAAAUCACAUUCAAAUGUUUAUCAAUAUAGAUGUGCCGAUUGUUGCUAUGCAACAAAAUAUUGUCAUUCCCUUAAAUUGCAUUUAAGGAAGUAUACUCAUCUACCUGCUAUGGUACUAAAUGCAGAUGGUUCACCUAAUCCAUUACCAAUUAUUGAUAUUUAUGGUACCAGACGAGGCCCAAAAAACAAAUCUAAAGUGCAGAAGAAAGAAGGAACUGUCCGAAGAUCGAAUAUUGAACAAACAAAUACAGGAUCGGGAAUGGUAACGCUAUCUCCUCAAGUCUCUCCUACAAACUCACUUGCUAUUACAACGAACUCAACUAUCGUGAAUCCUUCAUCUUCUACUAUGACCGGUGGUUGCAUGGUCAACGGCAUGGUGAACAAUUUGGAUGUUGAUAAUCAGUCUACGAUUAUGCCCUACAAUCAAACAUUUUCUGGCUAUCAAUUACCAAAUAAUUUACCAGUUCAGGAACCUCAGGAGAGGCUAAUGCCUUUGGAUCUGAGUAUGCAUACGCUACCAUGUUCUUAUGAAAACAAUACUAUGAAUAACCAAUCGAGAAGAUCAGUUACCCCAAUCAAAGGAAAGGGUACGAACAGACGAAAGGGGAAGGCGUAUAAGUUAGAUCGUAGAUUAGUUGUCUCGGAUAAUGAAACAGACGAAGAAACAACAUCACAAUUGCAGCAUACUCAUGAGUUUUCGAGAACGAUAGAAAACGACGUUCGUAGCUUAGAAGAUCAAAUGGAUGAUCGGCAAUCAGAAGAUCAUUCAGAUAAUCAUCCAGAAGAUUAUUCGGAAGAUCGUCCAGAUUAUCACCUUCCAUCGUGUUCAAGGGAUUUAGUUCCAAGAUAUCGUCCCACUUCAAACGGUGAUUCUCUAUUUUGCUAUUACUGUGAAAUAGCCUUUGUAAAUGUUAUAAUGUAUACAGAGCAUAUGAAUUAUCAUGGAUAUGAAGAUCCGUAUAUAUGCAACAAAUGCGGUCACAAAUGUAACGAUAAGGUAGCCUUUUUCCUUCAUAUAGGAAAAUCGAAACAUUAGUAAAUACAAAUGUUUCUCUCUCUCUUUCUUUCUCUUUCUCUUUCUCUCUCUCUCUCUCUCUCUCUCUCU